AGUUCUUUUCCCGUAAGACUCAAUGGUAGGUGGUUCACGUGGGGAGAACUAGUAAAGCUUUCCGUAAUAACUUCUACGUACUAAAAAAACAAAAAAAAGUCAUAAAAUUUCAAAAAGUCUAAAAAAAUCGCAAAACUUGUUCGAAAAACCCUGAACUUCUCCGGAGUUCAGCGUAAAAAGUUGUGGUUUAGGGCUGCCUGGUCAUUUCUUCGAGAGCGUUGGUCUGAAGACUUGGAACCGCAAGUAUGAACAAUCCGAACGGACCAAACUAUCCGAUGGCGUCCCUCUACGUCGGAGACCUUCACACAGAUGUCACCGAAGCUAUGCUCUUCGAGAAGUUCUCCACUGCUGGACCCGUCCUGUCGAUUCGGGUAUGCAGGGACAUGAUUACACGGCGGUCUCUUGGAUACGCAUAUGUCAACUUUCAGCAGCCCGCUGAUGCGGAGCGUGCCCUGGAUACAAUGAACUUCGACCCCAUCAAGAACAAACCGAUUCGCAUCAUGUGGUCGCAGCGGGACCCAUCAUUGCGCAAGUCAGGAGUGGGCAAUGUCUUCAUCAAGAACUUGGACAAGUCCAUCGACAACAAAGCCAUGUAUGACACAUUCUCGGCUUUUGGCAACAUUCUGUCCUGCCGGGUAGCUACCGACGAGGAAGCCAACUCAAAGGGGUACGGCUUUGUGCACUUUGAAACGGAAGAGGCGGCCAACAAUGCCAUCAGUAAAGUGAAUGGUAUGCUGCUGAACGGCAAGAAGGUCUUUGUGGGGAGGUUCAUCCCCCGCAAGGAACGCGAGAAGCUGCUUGGCGACAAGGCCCGGCGCUUCACCAACGUCUACAUUAAGAACUUUGGUGACGAGUUGGAUGAUGAGAAGCUGGUCGUGAUCUUUGAGAAGUACGGCAAGAUCACCAGCGCCAGAGUGAUGACCGACGACACGGGCAAGAACCGUGGCUUCGGGUUUGUCUCUUUCGAGGAUCCCGAAUGCGCUGAGAAGGCGGUAGACGAAUUGAAUGGCAAGGACGUGGGAGGCAAAGUGUUGUACGUCGGCCGUGCCCAGAAGAAGGCUGAGCGUCAGGCAGAGCUGAAGCGCCACUUUGAGCAGCUGAAGCAAGAGCGACUCAACCGCUACCAGGGCGUAAACCUGUACGUGAAGAAUCUGGACGACGCCAUUGACGACGAGCGCCUGCGCAAGGAGUUCACCCCGUUUGGCACCAUCACUAGUGCCAAGGUGAUGACAGACGCCAACGGCCGCUCGAAGGGCUUCGGCUUCGUCUGCUUCUCCUCCCCCGAAGAGGCCACCAAGGCGGUGACAGAGAUGAAUGGCCGCAUUGUUGUUUCCAAGCCCCUCUAUGUAGCUUUGGCCCAGCGCAAGGAAGACCGCAAAGCUCAUCUGGCCUCUCAGUACAUGCACCGCAUUGCGGGCAUGCGCAUGCAGAUGGGUCAGAUUUUCCCACCAGGUGGCGCGGGCGCAGCAGGUGCUGCAUCCUACUUUGUGCCGACGUUGCCGCACCACCAGGCGGCAGCUGCAGCACAAAGGGGAUACUUCCCUACGCUGGGUCCCUCCCAGAUGAGGGCCACCCCUCGCUGGGCAGGACAGCCGCAGAUUCGAGGUGCCGCAGCAGGCGGUCCACAAGGACAGCCAACCGCAGGCUUUGCCGCAGUGCAGUCGAUGCCAUACCAACGUCAACCAAGACCAGUUGCCACUACUGGACAGCCCGUCCGUAGCGGCAUGGGAAGCGCCCGACCUAUUACUGGCAGCCAACAGCCUCCGCAACAAGGCCAGGCUCAGCAGCAACAACAGGCCCCAGGAGGCGGUGCCCCGAGAGUAAUGGGACAGCCAGCGAGACCCACAAGCCUGGCACCACAGGCUCAGCAGACCGGUCCACGGCCUGCCUACAAGUACACACAGACGAUGCGCAACCCGCCACAAGCCGUGGCUGUACAGCAGGUUCCAUUCCAGGCCGCGGGUCAAACUGCGGCUCAGCAGGCUGCAGUGCACAUUCAAGGACAGGAGCCGCUGACGGCAUCCAUGCUGGCGGAGGCAACUCCCCACGACCAGAAGCAGAUGCUGGGAGAAAGGCUGUUCCCGUUGAUCCAUCGCAUGUACCCAGAGCUGGCUGGAAAGAUCACAGGCAUGCUGCUUGAGAUUGAUAACUCUGAGCUCCUGCACAUGCUCGAGCAUAACGAGUCGCUCAAGGCGAAGGUUGAAGAAGCAGUGGCAGUGCUCCAGGCCCACCAGGCCAAGGAGGCCAUGGCAUCGGUCAUCAAGAAAGAGUGAGGGGCGGCAUAGGAGAAGUGUGGCCGACGAAAUCCCAUGGAACUUUCGGCUGGCCCAGGGUGUAAGCUCUGAAGGCUGCCGAACUGUUUUUGUGGGGUUUGCUCUUGG
Molecule: messenger RNA, 2381 nt
Organism: Ornithodoros turicata
Lineage: Eukaryota; Metazoa; Arthropoda; Arachnida; Ixodida; Argasidae
Gene: pAbp
Product: polyadenylate-binding protein 4-like
Exons: 4
Coding region: 246-2273 (675 amino acids)
Cellular component (GO): ribonucleoprotein complex; cytosol; nucleus
Molecular function (GO): poly(U) RNA binding; poly(A) binding; mRNA 3'-UTR binding
Source: RefSeq, a predicted model, not a curated record